AUGUAUUUUAAGGGAAAAAAUAUCAUAUUAAGGUUAAUUUUAAACCUAUCGCUGCUGCUACCGGUUAGCUUAAGUGACUUGAGUUUAGACGAGUUGAUGUUGCACCGCAGUCGAAGGCAGUUAUUGUUCCCCAACUCGACAUUGUUGCAAGUCAACAUAGGCGUAGGAACACCAACCCCCAUAAAAACCAUAAACGUGAAUUGGGCUAUCCAAUGCAACUUCCAGCUGCCAUGGAAUCGAACUCAAAUACCAGUUGACAUUUUCGGAGCCAACAGCGGCUAUGUUGGCACUGCUAGGAAGAAAAGAGAAGCUCAUGAGGAUUACACGAAUGAUGCGAAGCUGUACCACUUUUAUCAGUACGUCGAGGAUAUGUUAAGCAGCUUCGGAUACAAUGGAACAUCGUGUGUUCUCCGAACGUUAUGUCAACUUGGGACUGAACCUCUUCAGGCUACAUCAGACGAGGAUCUGCUACACGAAAUCGCAUCUUUUACACUAAACCCACUGAAUGAUGGAUUAGAGGAGAGCACCGAAGAUUCAGCACCUUACAUCCAUGCAUACGAAGCCGGCAGAACUUAUCAAGAUUGUUUUGCUAUGUACAAUGAUUGUCAUAUAUCUCUCAUAGAUGUAUUUACUAGUUUGCAUUAA
Messenger RNA from Pararge aegeria (speckled wood butterfly), 645 nucleotides. RefSeq lists its product as uncharacterized. The coding region runs from base 1 to 645 and encodes 214 amino acids. The record is from RefSeq and is a predicted model, not a curated record. NCBI's taxonomy places the organism in Eukaryota, Metazoa, Arthropoda, Insecta, Lepidoptera, Nymphalidae. The transcript has 4 exons.